UCGGGGUCAUUGUGUGAAGAAUGGACUCCACUGUGCCUUUGCCCAUGGGCCUCAUGACCUUAGACCACCAGUAUAUGAUAUAAGUUUGAUGUCCCUGGGAGAGGCCAUGUUCCAGAUGACUAUUCUGUGUGCCAUUCAUCCUCCAGAAGGGCCUUCAGGAAAAGGAAAUCUGAAGCUGUUCUUACUGAUGAUGUCUAUACAGUGCGGCUUCCAUCUCCAAGAAGUCCAGGAAAGAUCAACCUACCUCAACACCAGUCAACUGUGGUUCCUCUAGCCCCAAAGUUAAUUGCCAUACAUUUCACUUUUCUAUUGCCUUGGUACCCUCAAACGUGAAGAAAGAAACACCACAGCCAAUGGUCUAGAUGUUGGCCCCUAUCCUUAGGCAUGUUCUUAGAUUUUUGCCUCAGAGUUUCUUCUAGAGUAUUUGACACUGGAAAGCAAGCCAGCACAGGUGGGUUCCUGCAUUUGAAAAAGGCUUGAGUGUCUCUCAAAGAAAUGUUCGGCAUCUUCACCACCUUAUCAAGGCUCCAAGUACUCCUUCCUUGGCAAUAGAUGUCCUUUUACUGGACAUUCUUGCAAACUGACCAUUUGCAAUACCACCCAGCCUUUCCAUAGGGCAGUUACUGGGCUUUCCCUCUUGAUUAUUGAAAAGCGGUGAUCUCAAGAAAUCCACCAGUCCAAACUCCUGGAUCCAAUAUGAUGUGCACCUGACUCCAGGAAAGAUCAGUGGAAGAAGCUUAAUCUUUCUCUUUAUCCUCCUCAUGGAAUACCAAGGGCUCUUCUCCUAGUCCCUUUCUCCAUAUUGGGUAGUGCAAGGGGAGUCCAGAAGCAAGUGAUUGGAGAACUUCCCAAAGGAGCACAAAAAGGGAACUUAGGUGUUUCAAGAAGUGACAUCCUGAGAUCCCUGCUGGUUUGUCACCAGGAAUGAAGUCUACAUGGGAAGACAUUUAAAGAAGAAAGAUGUGUCCUUUGCUUUAUGGCAGCUAUGGUUCUUUGAGUUGUAUAAUUCACACAGAUUCCAAAGCUUCUCUCCAUCUAAGACUCUGUUCUGGGGUUCUGUACUGGCAAAAGAGCUGAGAGGUGGUUGCAGCCACCGCAUCCCUUAUGCUGCACCUGGAGGAUCUGAGGGAAGCAGGCAUGGUCACAAUGAAUGCAGCUAUUCAAAAAGAAUUUGAUCUUAUGACUAUGGGGGACAUGCACAUCAAAAACAGAGUCUGUGUGGGCAACAUAUCUCUAAGAACAGAAGCUACUGCAAGGGAACUGCAAGCACAGGAAGCCUUGCAGAAUGGACAGCUUGGAGGAGGUGGAGAAGGCAUUCCUGACUUGCAGCCAGGAAUUCUAGCUAGUCAAGCAAUGAUUGAGAAGAUUCUCAGCGAGGAUCCAAGGUGGCAGGAUACUAAUUUUGUAUUAGCUGGCUACAAGACAGAACAAUGCACCAAACCUCCCAGACUCUGCCGCCAAGGUUAUGCAUGUCCACAUUUUCACAACAGCCGAGACAGAAGACGAAAUCCCAGAAAAUUCAAAUACAGGUCUACUCCUUGCCCCAAUGUAAAACAUGCAGACGAGUGGGGUGAACCUUCUAAGUGUGAAAGUGGGGAUAGCUGUCAAUAUUGCCAUUCCCGGACAGAGCAACAAUUCCAUCCUGAAAUUUACAAAUCAACAAAAUGCAAUGACAUGCGCCAAACAGGUUACUGCCCACGGGGUCCAUUUUGUGCAUUUGCACAUGUUGAAAAGGACACCAUGAAUGUAGUCAUACUGCAAACUGGUUGUCAUUCAAAGCCAGGCGCUCACCUGUUUUCAGCAGACAGCAUAGGAAUUGCAAAUGAAUGGAGCAGCAGUCUUAACUCUACAAACAGCAUUACAAAUAACAAUGGGCAAUCUGGAAAUAUUUCCUGUUCCUCAAGUCCAACUGUAGCAUCAAGCUCUGGUAGCAGUAGUUCUUUGUCACCUGUUGGGCCCCUUUGUAGGCAGAGACCAUUAGCAAAUGGUGCAUUGUGUUCUGAGUCUAGCCCAUCAGGUGUUUCCUCACCAACUUCUAACUAUCCGAAAGCACCAGGCUUUGAACGAGAGGAUCAGGCGAAACAGAAAAGCCUGCCAGGUGAGAGUCAUCCAAAAAUAAGUGAACAGGACAGUAAGCAGAACCAUCUUAGUGUUUUCUCAGUGGUUAAUCCACUCGCUUCAAGUAUAACCUCCAGUAUAACUUCUAGUCUGGCUUCCAGUAUUGGAUCAGAUAGUUCAUCCCCUACAACUCUCUCCACCAUCAGUGCCAAAGCUUUCCCAUUUUACCCUGGCAGUAAUACAGUCGAAUCAGUUGUAGGUUCUGCUUUAGAUCUACAUUUUAGUGAUGUAAAUGUAGCAUCCUUAGAUAAAGAAUUAGAAGAUCAAGAAAAUAACGAUCUUGGAUUAACAAGUCAAAGAUUACUGGGAAGUUCAGCUCCUGUCAAUAUUCCAGGUUCUCUUGCUCGUUCCUCAUCUUUACAUUCAUCAUCUUCCCUUUCAACCUCUCCACUCAGUUCUCUUUCACAGUCGUUGUCUCAGUCUUUUAUUUCAUCCACUAUGGCUCCUCACCAACAGCAGCCUCAGCCUUUGAAAUCAGAACAUAGCGUGUUAGGUACCUCAGCCUCUUCUCAUAACUCUUUAGGUUUAAAUGGUGUUACAGGUAGCAUUUGGGAUUUUGUAACUGGGAGCUUCUCUCCUAGUCCCUCUCCUGUGUUGAGCAGUGGUACCACACCCUCAGCAAGUUCAGGUACCAGUGGAAGUGAGUUAACUAGAGUUAGACAGGAACUGGAUGACGCCAAAAGAAAAAUAAAACAAUGGAAAGAUUCUUGGCGACAAGUAAAGCAGGCAUGUGAUGCAUGGCAAAAAGAGGCCCAAGAGGCCAAGGAACGUGCUAACGUGGCAGACACGGAGAAACAGCUAGCCCUUCGGAAAAAAGAGGAAGUGGAAAAUAAGUUUAAAAACCUUCAGGAACAGUUUGUGCGUCUAUCCACUCCAUUGCCUCAUCUGAAAAGCUAUGGAGAUAUAGAAACAAUACCCUUACCAAAGCUUCAUUCUUUACGAAGUCAGCUCCAUUUGGAUUUAGAAACAAUAGAUGAGGUAAUUUUUCAGAUCCAUUCAAAGAAGUGUGUUGUAUGCCGAGAACAUAACCGUAGCGUUGUCCUGCAGCCAUGCCAACAUUAUGUCCUUUGUGAACACUGUGCAGCUAAACAACAAGAAUGUCCUUGCUGCAAGACAACAAAAAAUAAAUGGUGACAGUGUGUCAUGGUACUUAUGUAAUGUUAAUGAAUUAAAUAUUUUAUGUUCUAGUAUUUUAUAUAAAAAUUGUAUAUGUAGUUAUUAAUCCAUUUACUAGUGCUAGACUGAUCUCCAUUUUGACUUCUUAAGAGACGUUCUUUCCUGUUUCCCUAAUAUAGGAAAAGCGGUUUGGCUGCCUUUACUUGAUUUCUUUCUAUGAUGCUGUUCUAAAGUUCCAUAUUUAUUCCUUUCUUCACUUGGCCUUUUCAAUUUUUACUUGCAUUCCUGUUGCACAGGCUACUCAGGUUCAGUUCUUCAAACAUAAUCAUGUCUUAAGGGUCCUUACCCACAAUGCCUGAAUGAGGGAUUUAUGCUUCUGCUCUGCAUCAGAAUUCAUGGAAGUUACCAUGUAAGUACAGUGCUUGAUAAUAGGAGGACCCACCCUUCACCUUGUGUCUAUGGUGUGCUAUAUAGUCCAGUGCCAGUAUUUUGGAGUCAGUCUAACACUACUGUUUACUUGGCUAUUUGAAGAAAUUUGAUUACCGUAAAAGCACUUUGUUAACUUUUUUUAAAGAGGUUAUGUUAUAAAUUGCUUUAAGCUGCUUUCUAGGUUUUAUGUUUGUUUUUUAAUAUGCGAUAAAAUGAAGCUUUUUAUGUAUACUGUGAAUUUAAAAUAUUUCAUAUCAGUUUUAUUGUUAAAUCAUAGUAUGGUAAAUAUGGAGUUAGAUUUCAUACUUUGACUUUAUUACUUAUUAAAUGAACAAUUAGAGAAAAAUGGGAAUUGCCUAGAAUUUUUACAAUUUUCGAGUUAACUUCAAACUAAUAGUGUUUAUAAGUAUACCAGCAGAGAGGAUAAUGCUGAAAGGCACAUAGGCUUACAUAUUCAGAUACAUUUCUAAUUUUAUUAAACAAAUCGGUUUUCUCAAAUGCUUGUGCAUUUUGCAUUACCCAGUUUGGAUGUUUGUAGUCUGAAGAGAAGUAUGCCUAUAACUCCUAGCUGGUGUGGUACCCAGUAGGAACUGGUCACUUUUUUCAGACACCUAUCCCUUGCAUCCACUAAAAUUGCAAAUGGCACGAAGGAAAUGUCUCGUGUAAACAAUUUCUGUUACUUAAUUAAAAUGAUCACCUUUGUAUAAUAAUAGAAUUUCAGUAUAAUACCUUGCAAUGAACAAAAUAUCAUAGUUUGUUUUUAAAGGAAGGGUGUGUAUGCAUGUGUGUAAUGUACAUGUAUGCGCACGCGCGCGCACACACACACACACACACACUCCCCCUCCCCGCCAUAGUUUAACUGUAAAAUUCUUAGAAUAUUUAAUCAGGCAAUGGUGCUCUUAUACAAUUAUUUUUUAAGGUUGUUCAUGUUUAACAAUGAUGGUUAGGAGUAUGCAAUUCAGGAGAAGUUAGUUACUGUGUGUUAACACUGUCUCUUGUUAUGUAACAUUCUUUUACAAAAGAGUUAGCCUGUUUUUUCUUGUUAAGUGCAGGUGUGACACAAGUACAGCUUACAUGGAAAUGACCUACUACUGUGUUACAUAAUGUACAUACCACGAUCUUAUAGUAUUCAAUGCAAGAAGUUCAUUUAUAUAAACAGCAAAGACCUUAAUUUUUGAAGUUUAGUUGUUGCAGUAAAAGCAAGAUAUACGCCAAACAUUUUCUUGCAUCAUGUCUUAGAUAUUUGUAUCGGUGUUAAAGAAUACAGGCCCCAAUUCCAGGCUCCCUGAAAUCACUGCAUCUCAACUAAGAUCAAUAGACGUUGGGCAGACCCUUGGCUAGCAAAAAUAAACAUUUAAUGUCGUCAUUCAGUCUACAGAAUGAUCAUCCCCUGAUUACUGAUAUAUCAACCUGUGAGAACAUGGAGAGUGUUUGAAAGCAAGAAAGGGGGGAACUAAACCUCCAAAUGAAUGAACUUUUUUAACAGAAACGCUUAAUAGAAAAUUUAGAAAUAUAAAGGCACAUGUAGCACACUUUUACAGGAUUUAUAGGGUUUAAACUUGGGCGUAAUAGUGUCGCUUGAUGCAUUUUUCAUACAAUUAUAAAAAAAAAAAAAUCCUACCAAAAUUAAAAUUGUUUAUGAGAUAAACGUAACAUUACAAUAUAAUUUCAUUUUCCAAAGCAUAUUGUCUGUUUCGAAAGAUUUUUCUUUAAUAUAUAAGUGGAAUUAGUUUACAUUUUAAAUUAAAUGGUACUUCAAUCACUAAGCUUUGCUGUGUGUAUUAAUGUACUUCUACACUUGUGUAAUCUUUGCCAAAGAUUUCUUUUGAAUAUUAAUAACAUUUUGGCUAAAGCAAAGCAAAUAGGUAAGACAUUUUAACAGUGACCAAAUUAGGAAGUGAUGUGUAAAAUUACUGUAAAUGUUUUUAAAACAUGCAAUUGAUUUCAGUGAAUGUUAUACUAAAUCCAUGUAGAAUAUGGAACAAUGUUGUGCAGCUGUCGUUCUUGCAGAAGUAACUAAAAUUCUUAGUGAAGAUUUUCUUUUUAAUAUUUUAAAUCCUGCCUAAUGAAACGUGGCCUCCUGCAUCAAUGUUAAGUUCUUUAUUUAAAACAUGCAGAAGUACAGUUUUGUGUUACCUUUGUUAUAUAUAUAGAUAUGUAGAGAGAUAUAGAUAUUAGGGCUGUGUGAAGCUUCGGUCCCUGAUUUGAUUCGGCCCGAUUCGGUGGCCAAAUCCCAGAAUCCAAAUCAAAUUGGAGAACCCUUUAAUCUCUCCGAAUUGAGUGGGAACCUUCCAAAUCGAUUUGGAAAGAUUCAGUGAUUCGGACACAGACACAGCUUUAAAUGUUUUCUCUACAUACCUCAAGGCAGCAGGCCGGUCAUGAAUGCUGCGGUGCUGGGGUGGAUGGACUGUCCCACAGGAGCGCAGGGGGCUCCCCAGUGCGCUCAGCAGCAGACCCAGAAGUGGACCAGAAGCACUUCCAGUCCACUUUUGGGUCUGCUGGGGGGGGGGAAGCUGCCCCCCCCCACCCCUGACUCGGCGACUGGUGCCUCCUAGGUCUGGGGGAACACCUGGGGUCUCUCUGCGGCUGAUUGCAGAGCUGGGUGGGGGGGGCUGCAUGCUCCCUGGCAGGCCUGGAAGCGUGCCGGAAGUAUUUCCAGUCCACUACCGGGUUUGCCACGGAGCACGUGCAGGCCCCCCCGGACUCCUGUGGGACGCUCCAUGCGCCCCAGCAUCGCAGCGUUCGCAAGCCGCACCCGUACCUCGAGGUAUGUAGAAAAAACAUUUAAAGCUGUGUGGAUGUCUGAAUUGCUGAUUCUCCCACUCAGCAUCAAACUUCAGGUUCAGAUUCAGCCAAAUCGAGUCAGGGACAGUGAUCCGAUGCUUCUAUAUCUAGAUAGAUAGAUGUUUGUGCAUUUACCCGUUAUCCUGAAGCCUUUUUUUGUUUUCUUUUUCUUUGGUCUUUUCUUUUUCAUAUAUAUAAAAAAAAAUCUUUAGCGGACACCACCAAACGAGCUAACAGCAAGGGCAAAACAAAUUGUCACAGUAUCAUUCAGAGUUUUGCAAGUGCUACCUUCUUAGGAUGAAAUCAGCCACAUUUUAAGUAAUGUAUAGUUACCAAUGAGGAAAAAAUUGCACGCGUUUCCCCUCAGCUUCUGUUGAAUUGAAUUUUGGAUGCAUUAAAAUUUGAAUCUUUUGUCAAAUGCGGGGGAAAGACCAAAGAAAUGUUUCUGUGAUUUAAAUUCUCAGAUUGAGCAUCUUAUUUUUAGUUAUAAUGAAAUAUCCUUAGGUAAUUACACGCACCAUGUUGAACAUUCACAUGAAAAUGCUAUAAUAAUUUUUUGAAGGAACACUUUUUUGCAAGGAAUUUAUAAGCAAGAUUUUCUGGUUUUGUUUGUUUGCUCUCUUUCCAGCCAAUGAACUCCAAUAAGGAAUAAUUGCAUCCAUUUUACAGUGACACUCUUAAAUGCAGGAUAAUGAAAUAUGUGCCGUUUAAAUUGGUGAUUGUUGAAAAAAAAUAUUAAAAGGGAAAUCUUUACAUAUGUGAUUUUUUUUUUUUUUUUUUUUUCUUGUCCUGGUGACAUACUAUCUGGAAACUAAAUGCACUAAAUGUAUUUUAGCAAAAAUACAGCAUAAUUUGUUGGAAUAACAAAUACUAUAUAAAUAUAAAAUACACUAACUUGUUAGGUUUGUUUUUGUAUUUGAAGAAAAUGUGACCAAUUUUCAUGUAAGUGUGUGGAAAAGUACAAAUUUUUAUGUGAAUGCCAUUAUGUUCUCACAUGUAUGACUAUUUUAUCCUGGGGAAUAACAGAUUAAAAUUACAGUUUCUCAGGGUUUAACAUUUAAGAACUGUAAUCUUAACAGAAUAUUUGCUGAUUUCAGAUAGAUCCCAAAAUGCAUGUUACUGGUUUGUUAAAAUUAGUCUUUUUGAAUAGCAAAUUAUUAAAACAUAUCUGUUUUGUUAUGUAUUGCCAUGCAGAAUAUCCUAGUAUUAAAUAUAAGUAGAAAUAUUAUUGUCACAAUAUAUUUGUGUAACUGUGGUCAACGUAAGACCUUAACUGAAUAUGAAAUUUUCACUUGUAUUAAUUUAUGGAAGCAUUAAUGUUCUGAGUGUAUAGGCAGAAAUGAUAUUGUGAAUUGAAUUGUUCUUAAUACAGAAGGUAUUAUUUAUAAUGCAUAAUCAUAUACUUGUAGUGAAUUGUUUAAAAUUGUUAACACUUGUUAAAACUUUUUUACACUAUAGCAUUUAUGCAAUGGUUUACAGAAUUCAUGGAAUUAUUUUUAUUAUCAAUAUGAAAAUAAAAUUUUUGAUCUUUAA
Alligator mississippiensis (American alligator) is the source of this 7980-nucleotide messenger RNA. It is a transcript of the gene UNKL, whose product is annotated as unk like zinc finger. Gene Ontology annotation, molecular function: metal ion binding. NCBI's taxonomy places the organism in Eukaryota, Metazoa, Chordata, Crocodylia, Alligatoridae. Bases 1105 to 3252 code for a protein of 715 amino acids. The transcript has 15 exons. The record is from RefSeq and is a predicted model, not a curated record.